Fusarium graminearum PH-1 is the source of this 1088-nucleotide messenger RNA. RefSeq lists its product as uncharacterized. Bases 1 to 780 code for a protein of 259 amino acids. The record is from RefSeq and is a predicted model, not a curated record. NCBI's taxonomy places the organism in Eukaryota, Fungi, Ascomycota, Sordariomycetes, Hypocreales, Nectriaceae. The transcript has a single exon.
AUGGCCUUCUCUCAGCAAAACAUGAACUCACAAGAUGAGCUUGCUGCUCUCCUGGCUCGCAACUUGACCUUCAACUCGGUUCCUGAGCCUGCACCUGUGCCUCAAGAGCAGCCCAAAGCAGACUAUGCUGAGCCUAUCGUCUACACUUCCGUUCAUUACACACACUCAGCCCAUAUUACCCAAGCGGCCCAGCACCAGGAAAUUCCUCGUCGAUCUUCUGAGCCACCCCAGACCCAAGCGCCGAGUGUCGAAGCCAUCUUGUUGCACCAUGGUGUUAACCCAGCUACACUCACCCCUUCACAACUCCAGCUUUUCAAGGUUGCUGAGCCUCCUCAGCAAGAGAGACUUAUUGAGCUUUGGAACAUCUGCCCCCCUGGAAACGGCGGCGAUAUCCCUGCUCUUGCAUGGAGCAGCACUACUGUCGAGAACGAGGAGCAACUAGCCCGCAUCCGCUACGAUAGACUGUCCCAACAACAUCAAGUCAUGAGUUUGGACGGCACACAGGUCCAAACAAACGAUGGUAGAUGGGUUAGCCAGCAAGAGCCUGAGAUGGAGCCAUACAUGGCAUCUGGCUACGAGGAGCUUAUGCGAAGAGAGCAAGAACGAGAGGCUCGAGAUUCUCAGCCUAGAAGCACCUAUGGACUCUACUCCCAUGCUACUGACCCGGUCUACAUGGGCCCCGACUAUGCCCGCGAGCAACAGCUGCUGGCGAUGGCAUCCCAAUAUGGCGCCUGCCAUGGGUUCCGAGCACCCGAGAUGGACACGAUGGAUGUUAUGUAAAUGAACAACACUUUUAUCGUGCUGAUAAACAGAACAGCACUGCUUCUCAAUCCAGGCUACCCAGGUCAGGAGAUGAAGAAUGGACUUGGAGUCUUUUUUUGGCGAUGUAUGAGCUACAUGUGCCACCAAACGCACAUGAAGGAAACGCGAUGAAUGCAUGAACGACCGGAUAUUGUGUGGAAUUUAUUAUUUAUUUGUAUGGUCGUCAGUAAGGAUGAGAUUAUCACGAGAAACCGGCUUUUAAGGGAAAUGGAUCAGACGGCGCUGGAGGAGCAUUAGCUUUCAAUUUACAAACUACUUCUCUCCCU